Molecule: messenger RNA, 1191 nt
Organism: Fusarium poae
Lineage: Eukaryota; Fungi; Ascomycota; Sordariomycetes; Hypocreales; Nectriaceae
Product: translation initiation factor eIF4A
Exons: 5
Coding region: 1-1191 (396 amino acids)
Molecular function (GO): RNA helicase activity; RNA binding; ATP binding
Source: RefSeq, a predicted model, not a curated record
AUGGCUGACAAGGGUCUUGAGGAUGUCCCUGAGACACAGAUCGAGGGUAACUACGAUGAGACCGUCGACUCUUUCGAUGACAUGAACCUCAAGUCUGAGCUCCUCCGAGGUGUCUACGCCUACGGUUUCGAGCGUCCCUCUGCUAUCCAGCAGCGUGCUAUCAUGCCCGUCAUUAAGGGUAGCGAUGUCAUUGCCCAGGCCCAGUCCGGUACUGGAAAGACCGCCACCUUCUCUAUCUCUGUCCUCCAGAAGAUCGACGCCAACGUCAAGGCUUGCCAGGCCCUGAUCCUUGCCCCCACCCGUGAGCUUGCUCAGCAGAUCCAGAAGGUCGUUAUCGCUAUUGGCGACUUCAUGAACAUUGAGUGCCACGCCUGCAUUGGUGGUACCAGUGUCCGUGAUGACAUGAAGGCCCUCCAGGACGGUCCCCAGGUCGUUGUCGGUACCCCCGGUCGUGUCCAGGACAUGAUCCAGCGUCGUAUCCUCAAGACCGAUGCCAUGAAGAUGUUCGUUCUCGACGAGGCCGAUGAGAUGCUUUCUCGCGGUUUCACCGAGCAGAUCUACGACAUCUUCCAGCUCCUCCCCCAGUCCACUCAGGUUGUCCUCCUUUCUGCCACCAUGCCCCAGGACGUUCUUGAGGUCACCACCAAGUUCAUGCGUGACCCCGUCCGCAUUCUGGUCAAGAAGGACGAGCUUACCCUGGAGGGUAUCAAGCAGUUCUACAUUGCUGUUGAGAAGGAGGAGUGGAAGCUCGACACUCUUUCCGACUUGUACGAGACCGUCACCAUCACCCAGGCUGUCAUCUUCUGCAACACCCGCAGAAAGGUCGACUGGCUCACCGACAAGCUCACUGCCCGUGACUUCACUGUCUCCGCCAUGCACGGCGAUAUGGACCAGGCUCAGCGUGACCUGAUCAUGAAGGAGUUCCGAUCCGGUUCUUCCCGUGUCCUGAUUGCCACUGACCUUCUGGCCCGUGGUAUCGAUGUCCAGCAAGUGUCCCUGGUCAUCAACUACGAUCUCCCUGCCAACCGUGAGAACUACAUCCACCGCAUCGGUCGUGGAGGUCGUUUCGGCCGAAAGGGUGUCGCCAUCAACUUCGUGACUGCUGAAGACAUCCGAAUGUUGAGAGAAAUAGAAGCUUUUUACUCUACCCAAGUUGAUGAGAUGCCUAUGAACGUUGCCGACCUCAUCUAA